This is a messenger RNA of Enhydra lutris kenyoni (northern sea otter), 345 nucleotides long. Its product is annotated as guanylate cyclase activator 2B. The record is from RefSeq and is a predicted model, not a curated record. Gene Ontology annotation, cellular component: extracellular region. Lineage: Eukaryota; Metazoa; Chordata; Mammalia; Carnivora; Mustelidae. The transcript is spliced from 3 exons. Gene Ontology annotation, molecular function: guanylate cyclase activator activity. The coding region runs from base 1 to 345 and encodes 114 amino acids.
AUGAGUGGCAGGAUGGUGUCAGGGCUCCUGGUGGCCGUGGUCUUCCUCCUGCUGCCGCAGGACACACACUCAGUCUCCAUUCAGCACCAAGGCUUCCAGGUCCAGCUGGAAUCAGUCAAGAAGCUGAGGGACCUGGAGGAGCAGAGGGGGCCCAACCCCUCCAGAGUCUCCAGACUCCAGGCCCAGAGCCUCGUGCCUUCCGUGUGUCACCACCUGGCCCUGCCGCAGGACCUCGAGCCCGUCUGCGCAUCCAAGAAAGCUGCCAGCGUCCUCCAGGCCUUGAAGAGCAUUGCUAACGACGACUGCGAGCUGUGUGUGAAUGUCGCCUGCACCGGCUGCCUCUGA